Molecule: messenger RNA, 1646 nt
Organism: Neopelma chrysocephalum (saffron-crested tyrant-manakin)
Lineage: Eukaryota; Metazoa; Chordata; Aves; Passeriformes; Pipridae
Gene: TMEM119
Product: transmembrane protein 119
Biological process (GO): positive regulation of osteoblast proliferation; ossification; positive regulation of bone mineralization
Cellular component (GO): plasma membrane
Source: RefSeq, a predicted model, not a curated record
AUGAGAACAAGCUGGUCCUGGGCUGCGACGCAGGAGGAGGAGGAGGAGAAGGAGGAGGAGAAGAGGGAGAAGGAGGAGGCUCCAUCCCAGCAGCAGCAGAAAGGGGCUCGAGGUGUGUGGGACAGACCCUGCGUUCCCGGCUCCCUUCUGCCGACGCAGCAGCUACAGGCGAGGUCCCUGUGCACGAUCCCGGGAAUGGGGUCGGCGAUGUGGCUGCUGCUGCUGGCGCUGCUGGCGGCCCCGGCACACUCGGCAGCCCCCCGGCACCCCCCGGUGCUGCCGGACACGGGGGGCAGUGGGGACGGGGAUGAGGCGUCAGCCACACCACCCGCCCCCCCAGUGACCCCCCGGAUCAGCCCCACGGUGGGGGACGCAGGGGGGACCACGGUGACCAACAGCUCUGCCCCGGGAGUGCUGGACGGGCUGGUGGACUUCUUCAAGGAGUACCUGCUGCUGGUGGUGGUGGUGGGCUCGCUGUCUUUCGUGCUCCUCUUCAUCAUCUGUGCCGCCGUCAUCGUGCGCCAGAAGCACAAGGCGUCCGCCUACUACCCCUCGUCCUUCCCCAAGCAGAAGUACGUGGAUGAGCGGGACAAGGCGGGGGGGCCCCGGGCCUUCAGCGAGGUGCCCGACAAGGCCCCCGAGCCAGGCGCGGAGGAGCCGCUGGACGGCAGCCGGCAGCUCCAGGCGGACAUCCUGGCAGCGGCCCAGAGCCUCAAAUCCCCCCCCAGGGCACCGCUGGCCAACGGGGCCCAGGCUGAGCAGAAUCCCACCGGGGAAGAGGAGAAGGAAGAAGAGGAAGGAAGCAAGAAGUUGGCGGAUGACCAACCUGCUAAGCCCUCUCCCCAAAAUCCAGGCGUGGAGGAAGCGGCAGGAGCGACGGGAGCAGGGGGCAAGGAGACCCCUGACGUGCCCCAGGAUGGCUCCUCAGCCCCCUCUGGAGUCUGAGGCAGGGACAUGGUCCCGGGUGAGCCCCAGGAGCCGCCAGAUUGGGACACAUGAUGGACAUGGAUCAACGUUCCGUAUGUACGUGGUGGCUCAAGGAAGCCCCGAUGAAGACCCUGCUCCCUCACCCUCCCCAGCCCCCUUGAACCCCCCCACCCUUGUGCCAAUGGGACACUGUGGUAAAUCCAUGGGGUUUUUUGGUAGCCGCUGGUUUCCCCCAGGGCUGGAAUGCCAGCAGCCCCUGCUCCUGCUGCCCAAGGGGCUUUUCCCACCCCAGCUCUGGCUCUGCCCUCCCUGUGCCAACAGCUUCCUCCCAAAUGUUAUUUUACUGAUCAGUCUCUUGGGCUGGGGACCUGGCUGGGAGCUGUGUCCCUUCGGGAAGAGGGACAGGACCAGGACCAAGGUCUGUAGCUGUCCCCUCCCUGGGCAGCAGGGCAGGGGUUCUCUGUGACCAUGGGCAUCAUGGGCGGCUUUGCCCGUGGCUGUGGCACUGAGGCCACACGGACAGGAUGCCCUUGGCCACCCGAGGGGAGGAGGGAUGAGGAUUUAGGGACAAGGACUCACCCUUUCAUUUUUUCACCCCAAAGCAUGUCCCAGAGCCCAGCUGGACUUUUGCCUCAUUUCCUUAACCCCUCUGGCUAGAAAUAAACAUUUCUUCUGCAGACCUUUUCCGUGUUUCUCUGCAGCUGUGGAGGACCAGGGGA